Messenger RNA from Lates calcarifer (barramundi perch), 1097 nucleotides. It is a transcript of the gene exosc3, whose product is annotated as exosome component 3. NCBI's taxonomy places the organism in Eukaryota, Metazoa, Chordata, Actinopteri, Centropomidae. Gene Ontology annotation, biological process: exonucleolytic trimming to generate mature 3'-end of 5.8S rRNA from tricistronic rRNA transcript (SSU-rRNA, 5.8S rRNA, LSU-rRNA); poly(A)-dependent snoRNA 3'-end processing; U4 snRNA 3'-end processing. Gene Ontology annotation, cellular component: cytoplasmic exosome (RNase complex); nuclear exosome (RNase complex). Bases 16 to 873 code for a protein of 285 amino acids. The record is from RefSeq and is a predicted model, not a curated record. Gene Ontology annotation, molecular function: RNA binding. The transcript has 4 exons.
GGUCAAAGCGGAACCAUGGUGACAGAGUCUUGUUUCUUCCGUACCGCCGAGACUCACGGCUCCGUCUCCUGUGUGUCACCUUUAUUUCAGUCCGUCAAAUGCCAACAACAACACGUUUCUGGAUCUCCCGCUGUCCCGAUGUUCUCCACGUUAAAAGACAGAGUCGGGGAGGUUCUGUUACCGGGGGAUGAGUUCACCUGUGACACCGACGACACCAUCUCUCUGACGGAGCACGUGAAGCCGGAGAAGGUCGUGUGUGGUCCCGGUCUGAGGCGGAGCGGAGACCGGCUGGUGGUCUGUAAGAGCGGCGUCCUGAGACACAAACAGCCCAACGUGUUCUGGAUCGACUCCCAGCAGCGGAGGUAUGUUCCCGCCAAAGGUGAGACUGUCAUCGGAAUCGUCACCACCAAGUCAGGUGACGUCUUCAAGGUGGACUUUGGAGGAAGUGAACAGGCGUCUCUGUCCUACCUGGCGUUUGAGGGAGCCACCAAGAGGAACAGACCUAACGUCCAGGUGGGGGACCUGGUCUUUGCUCAGUUCAGUAUAGCCAAUAAGGACAUGGAGCCGGAGCUGGUCUGUAUCGACAGUUCGGGACGAGCCAAUGGUCUGGGGGUGUUCGGAGGAGGAGGUCUGCUGUUCAGAGUCUCUCUGGGACUCGUCAGAAGACUGCUGGCCCCUCACAGUGAGGUCCGGUCUGACCUGGAGCAGCUGUUCCCCUGUGAGCUGGUGGUCGGGAUGAACGGUCGUCUGUGGGUCAGAUCCUCCAGUGUCCAGCAGACCCUGAUCAUCGCAAACCUGCUGCAGAGCUGUGACACCAUGACGGCCCCGCAGAGACGGGAGCUGUUCAGGAGGGUCAAACAGGGGGUGCUGUAGACCGCAUCAGACCACAUCAGACCACAACAGACCACGUCAGACCAGACCCAGAGACUCUGGUCCUGUGGAUUAGGUGGUGUAACGUCUCACCUGGCUGCAGUGAUGUCACAGCUGGGUGUGGUCACAGGUGCUGCUGGUUAAAGGCACAGUCCAGUUUUCACAGGUGAAAACAAUGAACUGAUGAAUGUUUUAAUAUUUGUAAUAAAACUGUUUGGUGACUCUUG